AUGGACCUGAGGCCAGAGUUUUACAAGCACAUGUACCUGGCGCUCACCGUCGAGCGGGCGCGGGCGCUGCUGCGCGGCGGCGCAGACCCGCUCGCCGGCGAGCCUUCUGCCCUCGAGCGGGCGCGCGUCCUCUGCUCGUGGGGCGAGUCGGAUCCGACCGCUGCGGCAGUCGGUUCCACAGUCGCGAUCCACUCUCUCGUCUCGCGGCCCUCGAUGAACGGCAAGGUCGGCGUCGUCGUCUCCGCAAACGCUUCGACGGCCCGACUCGGCGUGCGCGUGGCGGGCGAGGCCAAGGCACUCGCACUGAGGCGCGCGAUGCAAUGGUCUCUCCCCGACUCGCCGGAUCCUCUCUUUGACACACCUCUGCCCUCCCUCAGGCCGGCCAACCUGCAGCCAGCGGCCGAGGCGGUGGACGUGGGCAGGCUGAUCCUCAAGGCGGCGGAGUGGUCGCCGCAGUCGCACGAGCUCUUCCCGGAGGCGGCUCGCAAGCGGGCGGUCGAGGUGAUGCGGCUGGGCUACCUGAUCGCCUGGGACGAGGAGCGCUUCGACAGCCGCGAGGGAGCGGCUCCAGAGCUGGCGGACAUCUGGCGCGGCUUUGUGCUGCCAAGGGUGGUGGUGCGAUGA
This is a messenger RNA of Emiliania huxleyi CCMP1516, 624 nucleotides long. RefSeq lists its product as hypothetical. Lineage: Eukaryota; Haptophyta; Isochrysidales; Noelaerhabdaceae. Bases 1 to 624 code for a protein of 207 amino acids. The record is from RefSeq and is a predicted model, not a curated record. The transcript has 2 exons.